UUACUUGGUGUGCGACACUGAUGCGUACGCACAAGUGAACGUUCGUUGGAUAGUUUACACGCUUCCCUCGGCAAUAUUCGGUCAUCAUCGGUGUAUCUCGAUACCACUCAUUUAAGCUGUCGGGCGUCGGCUUGUAAUCAACUACGGCUACUACCGAGAUUCUAUUGACGAGUCGAUAGAAUGAAUUACGGGAAGAAGUCUCCUAGCAUGGGUACGCCAUCGGUGUAUUCACAUGUCACUACGCGUAGUAGUGCAAACUUAAGAUCUUCGCGAUCGGCGCGUAGCGUUAAAACACCCUGGUACCAGAAACCAAUUUUGACGCACGCUUACAUACUCGACAUUCAAAGAGGCGCUAUGUUUACCGCAAUAUUUUCAUUGGGUUUAGCUAUUUUCACCAUUUGUACAUCGAUAUUCGAUCUUUAUUGCCUUUCUCAAGCUGCACCAGGUUCGACGCAUUACGGCUAUUACAUAAUAUCGUAUGAAUUUGUAUACGUGGGUAACCAACACGUUCGCAAUGCCCUUGUAGUGUUUGCUUUAUUCUCAAUGCUUGGUGGAAUGGUUAUUUUUGCGACAUCCCUGAUGCUGAUAACUGCUUUGCGAAAGGAAUACGAACGGAAGAUGUUGCCUUGGUUGUAUAGUUUUGCUACUUUUACUCUUUUUAGAUUGUUUGCUUUUGUAUUCUUUAGUUCGGUAAACGACAUGAUAUUUGCCUAUAAUAUCAUGAUGUGUUUUUUGUGGACUGUAUUCCUUUGUUUUUCCAUCUAUGGAUGGUUAAUCGUGUAUUCUCUGUACGUGGAAUUGAGCGAUCUCACAAGAUUGGAAGACCUCGCUCAUCUGAGGAUCGGUACAAUGCAGUCCUUGAACGCGUCUACCACGCAAUCUAUCGCUGGUUCUCGGCCGACAACUCCUCAUAGCGCGGUAUCUACAAUGCCGGCUAAUUAAAAGAAAGAUUUCGACGAUCGUUCAUUAUUCGUCUACGAAAGAGAAAGUAUUUCUGCGUAUUCGGUACGAAAGAGAAAACUCCAGGCCCAUCUGAAACAUGAAAACUGAAAACUAAAGGUAGUAGUACAGGCCGCUCGCUUUCCCUGUAUUUUACCGUUAACGCAGUAAAUGUUGAGUACCGCCGCACUGGAUGGUUGUUGUCUGAUACGAACGUGCCGUACGGACAUUAUGAAAUGCGACAGAUAAACACGACCGUACGUUAUUUUCGCUGGAAUUGUGACACUGCCUUAGCGUUUACUCGAAUCCGUCCAUUUCUAUUGAAAUCCGUCCAAAGUAAGUAUUUACAUGCCUGGGUGAAUGCGUUUUACGCGACUCGUAGCUAAAGUAAUAAGAAACAACGCGGGUGUGUUUAUUGUAAAAAAUAAGAUACUGUAUUCUAGAGAAACUAGAAAUAGAUAUUAAUUCUUUUAUAUACAUAUAAUAUAAUAAUUUUCAUAGUUAUAUUUCUUUACUUCCAUCUUGUAUCGAAUAUAUCUGCUUAUGCGUAUACAUUUUAUUCCGUACACGAUUCCCUUUUUAUUUCUCGUCAAUUCUUAAUUUACACGAUUCACCGUCCCGGAAAUCCUUGAAGUAUAAACAUGAGAUUUUGCUUCACUUGUAUCUCCUGCACAAUCGAAAAACGAUUUGCACGAUUUUCGGACUAGGUACGUACUACACUCGUAUCUACAGUUUGGUCUAAUUAUUAUUCGUCUGAAUUUCAACAUCGGAUACAGGUAACGCGCGCGAUAAUAUUAUUUGAAGAACGAAAUUAAACAAUGAUGGAAUUACUUUGAUCACGGAAAAAUCCGUGUACCUCUGAUUAAGAUUCGAAGAAUCUACAGCGUCGAUGAAUCGAUCUGUAGUGGUUGAUUUAAUUGUUCGGUGGAUAUCGAAACCGUGGUAGCUUCUUCUGACGAGUAGGUCACUAAAUAGGAAAGAAAUCCUACUGCGCUCCCGAGAAGCAUUAAAAAGAAUAUACCGACCGCUAUGAGUACGUGCCAUACUAUGCCGAAUGUGGCAGUCAACGUGUACAUAGCGAUGGCAAGACACAUCACUCGUCAAAAUUGUUUGUCUUUCUCAAUGACAUCUACAAUAGAAGUAUUUUCUAUAGAAAUAAGAAGUGUUCGACAGGUAAUUUUAACCCCAAAUUCGAAUUGAUCUUGAUCGGAUAACUUCACGAGGUACAAUCGGAUAUGAUGUUAUCUACGAAUUGUACGAUAGAAUAUAUCACAAGUGUAAGUGCGUAUGCUUGACAGAAAUCAAUCAAGAUUCUUCAUCGAGUUUAGGAUGUUUUAAAAGUUUCUUUUACAUGUAUCGAUAACAAGCGUAGGAAUCGAUCGGUUCAGAGGUUACGCGUAACUUUGGCAAAACGCCGAUUUUGACUAAUCCAUUAAGUUAUCGAGUAAUCGAUCCAUUAGGUAAUUUUCUUUGUCGAACGUUUGAUUUUUGCCCGCAAGACAAUCGUUGAAAUGCGAAACACGACGUAUCUUGUGACGUAUGUACUCGUUAAAGUUGUUGUUGUACGACAUUCCAAGUAUCUACGUACUUAUGUAAGUAGCCAAAACGGUUGGCGAGGGGCGGGCCGCGUGGGUGAGCGGGCCUGGGAGGGAUAAUAAAAACAAUAGCAAUCUAGAGGAAAGAGAUGACGCACAAGGAGGAAAUGUUGGAAGAAUCGAUGGUGAAGCGACUCGAGAAUCUACCGAAUCGAAAAAUGCGAGGUUAAAGGAAUAAAUCGAGACGAAUCGUUUUCCGUAAAAAAGAAGUUUCUUUUAUUAAAAAUACAAGCGUACAAUACAAGAAACGUACGCGUGCAAACGCGACUGAAAUUGAACGCUGUUUGCGCGGUAAAUUGUUAAUUGUUCUAUGAGCAUACUCAUGCGUGAAAGCAUGAAAUGAAAUACGAACAGAGAGAG
Nomia melanderi (Alkali bee) is the source of this 2894-nucleotide messenger RNA. RefSeq names its product Protein pasi2 (gene pasi2). Gene Ontology annotation, cellular component: plasma membrane. NCBI's taxonomy places the organism in Eukaryota, Metazoa, Arthropoda, Insecta, Hymenoptera, Halictidae. The record is from RefSeq and is a predicted model, not a curated record. Gene Ontology annotation, biological process: regulation of tube length, open tracheal system; establishment of glial blood-brain barrier; septate junction assembly.